This is a messenger RNA of Magallana angulata, 2355 nucleotides long. Its product is annotated as insulin gene enhancer protein ISL-1-like. Bases 681 to 1829 code for a protein of 382 amino acids. Lineage: Eukaryota; Metazoa; Mollusca; Bivalvia; Ostreida; Ostreidae. The record is from RefSeq and is a predicted model, not a curated record. Gene Ontology annotation, cellular component: nucleus. Gene Ontology annotation, biological process: positive regulation of transcription by RNA polymerase II; axonogenesis; neuron fate specification. Gene Ontology annotation, molecular function: DNA-binding transcription factor activity, RNA polymerase II-specific; cis-regulatory region sequence-specific DNA binding. The transcript has 6 exons.
UAAGCAGUAAAUGCAUCUUAUUUGUAUAUGCUUAGUGCAAAAUCGUGUAAAAUACUAAAUGUAUGAGCGAUGUUUUGGAUCUUCGGGGCCCCCUAGGACUCAAAGUUAAUGGAAAUCUCAUCUAGAUAUUGGCAAAAUUAUUUAUGCCUCAAUGUUAAAGGCAGACCAUCAAAUCUAUCUUAAAUAUUUCACUUUCAUUUGUGAAGAUAAAUUCAACUGUUGCAGGCAAAGGUUUGGAGAAGGAUUCCACUUUUGCCUAAAAUUUCGUCCACGAAUGGACGUCAAAAAGCAGCGUGCUCACCACUUACUAUGGAGUUUAUCACCACUCACAAAUACUACAGCCCAUGGUUUGAAAGUUUUAUCGCUAUUUCCUGGAUCUUUGAUCAAAUAUAUUUUUAAUUUCGCACUAGAACAACAACGAAAAAAGUUUGUGGAGCCUGAUGAGGCCCCGCGCUAAAACAAGCCCAGUUUGUUUGGGUGUUUGAAGAAUGUGAAGUGUAUAGGAUAAUUCUUGUCUUCAGUUUGCAAAAAGUCAAAAGUUUUGCUGAAAAAAGCGACCGUAUGCAGACCGGAGACGCCGCAAGAAAUAAACAACUUUCUGUUGGAGCUUCUCUCGUCAAGUUACCUGCCUGGCAGGUAACAAAGCAACGCACCUGUGACCAGAGAAGCGGAGAUUGUCCAUGUGCGUGGGAUGUGGUUCUCAGAUUCAUGACCAAUUUAUUUUACGAGUGGCCCCGGAUCUAGAGUGGCAUGCAUCGUGUUUAAAAUGUGCUGAUUGCAACCAAUUCUUGGAUGAAAGUUGCACGUGCUUUGUCCGGGAAGGCAAAACAUACUGUCGGAAAGACUAUGUCAGGAACUUUGGAGCAAAAUGUUCAAAAUGUAAUAUGUCAUUCGGUAAAAGCGACUUUGUGAUGAGAGCGCGGGAAAAUGUGUAUCAUAUAGACUGCUUCCGGUGUGUAGCUUGCAGUAGACAGUUAAUUCCUGGCGACGAAUUCGCCUUAAAAGACGAUGAACUGUUUUGCAAAGCAGAUCACGAUGUAGUAGAACGAUCCUCACCAACAAAAGAAAACGGAAACGGAAGUAGUGCCGAAGAAGACAGUCCCAAAUCGUCAAAAAUCCGGAAACUGAGCAACAGCAAUAACGACGACAACAAUAAUAAUAGUGACAUUCAAAAAGGAGGAUUACAUCUGGCGGGCCGGGUAGAACAAGUCUCGACGAAAUCUAACGGCAUGCGGGGUCAUCUACACAAAUCGGAACAAAAGCCCACCCGGGUUCGAACAGUACUUAACGAAAAACAGCUGCACACCCUGCGAACAUGUUACAAUGCUAACCCCCGACCGGACGCCCUCAUGAAAGAACAGUUAGUAGAAAUGACUGGGCUAAGCCCGAGGGUGAUACGAGUGUGGUUUCAAAACAAGCGUUGUAAGGAUAAAAAACGAAGCAUCAUGAUGAAGCAGAUCCAGCAGCAGCAACAGGAAAAGAAUGGAGGAAGAUUACACGGUCCGCUCCAGGGAGUCCCGAUGGUGGCCUCCAGCCCCGUGCGACACGAAAGCCCGAUGCAAGCCAAUCCAGUCGAGGUCCAAAGUUACCAGCCGCCCUGGAAAGCACUCAGCGAGUUUGCAAUGCAGAGCGAAUUAGAGCAUCCACCAUUUCAACAACUGAUGAAUUCCUUUGAUACCAUAGACUCCGACGACACCUCAUCCUACCAUAACGACGGAUACACAGAGACCUACGGUCACGCAUGGAUAAACGGAGAUCUCGACGGAAACUGUUCCGAUUCAGACUUUCCCGGAACACCUUCGGAAAUGUCGAGUCCGCUCAGCCAAUAAUAUUACAGAAAUUUGAUGUUUAAAUUGAUGGAGAAACUGUGACAAUUCCUCAGAAUUCCAAAUUACACAAAAACAAUCCAGACGAAAUACACGGAGGCUUGAGUCUCAUUCAGGGAAAGACUGCUUAUUUUGUAAUGUCGGAUCAUGUGAUGUGACACGUGUUUCCCGCCAUUUUUACACUACUGAAUAUCUAUGCUCAGAGAUUUUUUUGUAAUUCUAGAUGUUGUGACUACUUGUGUGCGCUUUCGUAUCAAACUUUGUAAAUAAACAGAAAAUAAACACAAUUUAAGUUCAAUGUAGCAGUACAAGCAGCAUAACCUAUUUUACGACAACCGAAUACCUGCUUUAUUUCAUUACAUGUAUACAUGUGACGCAAACUUCCUGUCGGAUUAUUAACUCACUCACCCCCGUUACAGGGGUCAAGCGUUAGUUAUACAAAGACCUUUAGCUGUACAGGUAUAUAAACUGUAUUUCAGAUUUUUAUUUAUUAUCAUUAUUUAUUUAUUAAACAAUGCAUGUAACAUAA